Nannospalax galili (Upper Galilee mountains blind mole rat) is the source of this 2682-nucleotide messenger RNA. RefSeq names its product epithelial membrane protein 1 (gene Emp1). Bases 193 to 675 code for a protein of 160 amino acids. The transcript has 5 exons. The record is from RefSeq and is a predicted model, not a curated record. Lineage: Eukaryota; Metazoa; Chordata; Mammalia; Rodentia; Spalacidae. Gene Ontology annotation, cellular component: plasma membrane.
CCCAUCACACACCCCAGCACACCAGGGUAGGAAACUUAUAACCUCGGGAAGCGGGUGCCUUCCGUCACUGCUGUCAUAUACUUCCAGAAGAGCGGACCAGAGCCGCCACUAGCUCAGGUCACUCAUCAUUAGGGCAUCUGCCACUGGACCUUCUUCCAGAACGUUCUACUCACAAAUCACCAGAAACCCAAGAUGUUGGUGUUACUUGCUGGUAUCUUUGUGGUCCACAUCGCCACUGCUAUUAUGCUGUUUGUUUCCACCAUUUCCAAUGUCUGGGUGGUUUCAAAUACUAUAGAGUCAUCUGUGGGUCUUUGGAAAAACUGUACGAACGGUAACUGUGAAAGCUCCCUGUCAUAUGGCAAUGAAGAUGCCCUCAAGGCAGUGCAGGCCUUCAUGAUCCUUUCCAUCAUCUUCUCCGUCAUCUCCCUCGUGGUCUUCAUAUUCCAGCUCUUUACCAUGGAGAAGGGAAACCGAUUCUUCCUCUCAGGGGCCACCAUGCUGGUGUGCUGGCUGUGCAUUCUGGUUGGAGUGUCCAUCUACACUCAUCACUACGCCAACAGUGACAGGAACUUUGCCCCUAGCACUCACCAUGGCUAUUGCUUCAUCCUGACCUGGAUCUGCUUCUGCUUCAGCUUCAUCAUUGGUGUUCUUUAUAUGGUUCUGAGGAAGAAAUAAGGGUGUACAAAUGUAUGGGGAUGGAGGGAGCGGGGAGGGAAGGAGAGAGCAGCUUAAUCUGGGAGGGAAAUGGAAGUCAUUGGGUAGGAAAAAACCAAGAGAAGGGAGGGGGAGGGGGAGGGGAAGGAAGAGUGGGGAAAGCUCAAACCCAAACCACUCUGGGGCGGUGUGUGUGUAUUCUCUAUUGCCAAGUGCCUGCCCUUUGGAGAGAGGUUGUUGCUACUAUGCUGAUGCUUCCUUGAGGUGGCCAGAGAGCCCCCUGCUAGCCACCAGAUACACCCUCCAUCUGCCCUCAGUUGUACACAUGGUUUGAGUCCCCAUCGAUUGCCAUACCGCUGACUCCACUCCUGGGUCACACAUUGAGGUCUUGUUGACCUAUGUCAUUAAGUUCCAGUAGCGGUACAAGUCCUGUCAAGAGCAGAUACAGUCUCCGUGCUGAGCGUGCUAAGCCUGGAAGCUGGUCUGUCCUUAUAACCUGAAGCAAAGCAUCACAUUCAGAUCCCAAGUGACUGUAGGAGGGCUUUGGCCAGGGAGCCAUUGCCCCUAUUUGGUGGAAUUUUUGGCAAAAGGGCAGGAAGAGAGAGGGUUUAUAAGACCAAGUUGGUGGAAUUAGCUAAACCAAGAAACAGAGGACCUGGGGGAUAGGCAGAGCCUCCAUCACACUUCACAAAGCUGUCCCUCAGAGGGGCCUCUAGACUCUUGCUCAAAGCCAAGGCAGCUCUUCUCUUCUGGAGUUUCUCUAGAGCCACUAGUGCACCCCACAAACUGUAAGGUCAAAGGGCUAGUGCUGUGGUAGGGUUAAGUUUUUUAGGAUUUCCCUCAAUGCACACAAUGUAUCUUGUAGGUAUAACAGGAGAGAGAUGCAUGUGGCUCCUUGCAAUAUUAUCCCGUUACUCUUUCUCUAAAAUUAUGAACUUUUGAGGAAGUUCUGUUUAAUGAUCCACACUGGGGUCAUUGUAACUUUCACACUGGCCCCAGUGGUCCCCCUCAGUGGCCUUGCUCACAUUGCUUUUCAAAUGAGGCGUGGCAAUUCUCGAUGCCAAUUAAAUCACACAGAAACAAACCUAAACCAAAGAACAAGUCCUUGGGGGGGGUGCUUUCUAGUUUUAAAGAAUUAGACAUACCAUUUUUCAGUUACAAUAAGAAUAGAGUAUCUGCUCCCAGGAAAAAAAAUUUUUUUAAAUCCCAUGAGAUGAAUAAAGUACAGGUGAUGGGCAGAUAUUUUCUUUUUUAUUUUUUAAAGCAGCAGAAACUCUUGGGGUAUAUCCAGUCAACUAGUAGCUGAGCUGUCAGGGGCCACAGGAGUAUUUCUAUAGAGGACUUAGAAGUAGUGUGUUUAUUCCUGGUUCAGCAGGCAGAGCUCUGCCUAGAGCAGCUAUUUUAAAGCCAUCUCAGAUUCUGCCUGAAGGGUUUUCUUUUUGGAAAUCAUUUCCUUUAUUGCCCUUAGAAGAUCUACCCUGGGAAGAGUCUGAUGAAUCUUGCCUACUUCCUUCCUUUAGGGUUCUCUUUAUCCAUUUCUUAUAUACCUUUCUUUUUUUGGGGGGGGUUGUUAUGCCAUAAUUACUGGUAUUUAUGUAAAGGGACUAUUACUGAGUAUAUUUCUCUAUGUUUAUUCUGUUAAAGGGAAUGCUAAAGGCAGGUUACUAAAUUAAGUGGACUGAGGAUAGAAAGAUUGUGAGGCAAUGAACUUUUAAAUUAUGAUUUGAUCAUCCCAUGAUUGGUCAAGGCUGUCUAAUGUGCAGAAGGGUAUCUAUUAGAUAUUAGCUAUAGCCAAAAAGUCUCAUUUUGUUAAAAAGUUGAAUUGUAACUGGAGUGAGCCGUGCAUUCCCUUGCCUUUUACUUUUUUUCUGUGACAUUUACAUCUUAUGUAAUUUGCAUUGCAUUGGUGGAUUUUCCUAGUACUGUAUUUGGCUUCUUCGUUAAUAGAUUAUUUCAUAUACUAUAAUUGUAAAUAUUUUGAUACAAAUGUUUAUAACUCUAGGGAUAUAAAAACAAAUUCUGAUUCCA